Penicillium malachiteum is the source of this 2262-nucleotide messenger RNA. Its product is annotated as SDA1 family protein. Gene Ontology annotation, biological process: ribosomal large subunit export from nucleus; ribosomal large subunit biogenesis. The record is from RefSeq and is a predicted model, not a curated record. Gene Ontology annotation, cellular component: nucleolus. Bases 1 to 2262 code for a protein of 753 amino acids. Lineage: Eukaryota; Fungi; Ascomycota; Eurotiomycetes; Eurotiales; Aspergillaceae. The transcript has 4 exons.
AUGGUUAAAAGAAAGCUUGGGGCCUUGGAAAAGGUCGAGGCUGACCUGCCUAAUCUGCAACACAAGAUUCGUCGGGAUCCCAAGUCCUAUAUCGAGGACUUCCGCGCCCAACACUACCAAUAUGAGUCGCAUCGUGAGAUUUUCAUGGCUGCGCCCACUUCAGCUACUGAUACUGGUAUCAUCUCGCUGCGGGACUUGAUUGACUUCAUUUCCCAUGUUGCCGAUUGUUAUCCUGAGAUUCUUAAGGAUUUCCCUCAACAACUCAUUGAUAUGCUUAUGGAGCACCACUUGGUGCUGGAGUCGGAGUUGAGGGAAAAGCUGGUUGGAAGUCUGGUUCUACUGAAGAAGAAGGACCUUGUUGACUCUGCAACUCUACUUCAUACGCUCUUCCCCAUUUUGAUUUCCACACCUAGCAAGACUCUGCGCGCUUUGCUGUUCCAGAAGAUUUUGUCUGAACUUCGCACAGCCAAUUCGAAGACCAUCAACCACAAGUUGAACCGAACUAUGCAAACCGUUCUCUUCAACCUCGUCACAUCUGAUCGCACAUCCUCCAAAGCUCUUUGGGCAAUCAAGUUGACCCGUGAGCUGUGGAAGCGCCAAAUCUGGACAGAUGCCAAGACUGUUGAGGUCAUGAAGGAGGCCAGUUUAUCAUUAAAUGAGAAGGUCAUUGUAGGUGGAGUUCGCUUCUUCCUUGGUGGAGAUAAAGAGCGCGAGGAGAUGGAGGACGAGAGCAGUGAUGAGGAAAUUGAUGUUGGUCGCAUCAGGCAUCAGCUUGGAAUCAACAAGAAGACGAAGAAGAAGGCUCGUACGGCACACAAGGCAGUGCUUGCUCACAAGAAGAAGGAGAAGAAGAAGAACCAGCCCCAUCCUCUCAACUUCUCCGCACUUCACCUGCUGCACGAUCCUCAGGGCUUCGCCGACACUCUGUUCACGAAGCAUCUGCAAUCCAACAAGUCCAAGCUGAAUCUCGAGCAGAAGCUUCUGGUUCUCCAAUUGGUUUCACGACUGGUCGGUUUGCACAAGUUGCAUAUCAUGUCACUCUACUCGUACUUCCAAAAGUUCCUCACUCCUCGCCAGCCGUCGGUUACUUCAUUCUUGGCAUCUCUGGCCCAGGCAUCGCACGAUUUGGUGCCCCCAGAUGUCCUAGAGCCCUUGGUUCAGAAGAUCGCCAAUGAGUUCGUCUCGGAGGCAUCUGCCGGAGAAGUUGCCACUGCUGGUCUCAACGCCAUUCGUGAGAUCUGUGUGCGACAGCCUCUUGCUAUGAAUGAGACAUUGCUGCAGGAUCUUGUUAUGUACAAGAAGAGCAAGGAUAAGGGUGUGAUGAUGGCUUCAAAGGGUCUGUUGAGUCUUUACCGUGAUGUCGGUGCGUCUAUGCUUAAGAAGCGCGACCGUGGCAAGGAGGCCAGCAUGGGUCUUCGAUCUGGAGAGAAGGAGGAGAGACGCUUUGGUCAACAAGAGACUGGUGGUAUCGAGGGUCUGGAGCUUCUGGAGCAAUGGAAGGAGGAAGAACGCCGCAGGAAACGACAGGAGAAGGGCCUUGCAUCUGAUGCUGAGGAUGAUGAUGAAGAAGAUGAGGAGGACAACUGGGACGCCUGGAAUGUCGAAGAUGAUGACGAUAGUGAUGUCGAUGGCGAGUGGAUUAACGUCCAGAGUGAUGAUGAGAUCGAAAUCAGCGACUCAGAAGAUGAGGGCAAGGAUCGACCCUCCAAGAAGGCCAAACAGGAGGAGAAGGCCAAGGCUGAAGCUGAAGCUGAACAGCCUAAGAAGGCCGAUGAAGUCUCCAAGGAGACAGCAUUCUCCAAGUUGGCAACCACUCGCAUCCUGACCCCAGCCGAUCUGGCCAAGCUUGCCGAGCUUCGCGCCCAGGCAUCGGUGGAUGCUGCCCUAUCUGGAAACAAGCGCCGUCCCGGACAGACUGCUUCUUCCCGUCACACCGACGACCCCUUGACAGCCGAGGAGAUCGAGGGUCUUGCAGCCUUGUCUGCUGCUAAGCUCACUCGUGAGGAGAAGAUUGCCCACGCGAAGGAGGGCAAGCUUGACCGCGCCGAGCAUAAGAGUAAGGAGGCCAAGCGGAGAGAGCGCAAGCAGGAGCAAGGAAAGAGUACUACCAACAAGGAGAAGGCUCGCAAGAAGAAUUUCCUCAUGACUCUUGGCAAGGCGAGAAGCAAGAACAAGCGCAGUCUGGUGGAGACUCGGGCUGUGCUCAAGGCUCACCAUGACCGUAAGAAGCGUGGUGGAAAGAGAGGUAAUGUUGGUAAUUAA